AUGCAAAAACUGCGCAGUCGUGUCGCCCUGAUUGUCUUUUCCAUCACUCUUCUCUUCUUUACUUUGCAGUAUUUACAUGUACAUGUACUUAAUCAGGGCCACGAUGACAGCUACAACUCGCUCGUCUCGUUACACACAGAUCCGGACGCAGCGCAAGCCUUCAUCGAUGAGCCUGUGGUAGCACCAUUCAAACAUAAGUUCUGGGAAGUGGGCAGCCGAUCGACGCAGAUCAGAGAAUGGAUUGGCCUCCUCGAGCACGAGGCUCGCGGCUCUGACGAAAUACUCAACGUCCUCAAGCAUGUCGAGAAGGCCGCCGUGUCUUUGUUCCCGUUUAUACCGCCAUCAUCAGACGGCUUGCCCUUGUCGAGCCUCUUCCAUUUGUCUGAGAAAGGCAGCAAGGGCAUAGUCAUGUCCGUCGGAGGACCGGACAUCAACAUCCGUUUCGCAGGACAUCUGAUAUCCGCUCUACGACAGGUUUUGAAGUGCCAGCUCCCUCUGGAGAUCACCUACGCGGGAGAGGACGACCUGCCGAUCCGGUAUCGGGAAGCCCUUGCAUCGCUCGAUGAAACCGGUCAGAUCUCGUUUGUGGACAUGCUCACGGUUUUCGACGACAAGACUCUUCGCUUGAGGCAAAACGGAUGGGCCAUCAAACCAUUUUCCGUCCUGGCCUCACGAUUCGAGCAGGUUCUACUGGUCGACUGUGACAGCGUCUUUCUCCAAGACCCCGAAAGCCUAUUUUAUCAGCGACCCUAUGUCGACAAUGGCGCAUACCUCUUUCAUGAUCGGCUCCUUUGGCAACACGCGUUCAAGGGCAGGCAUGAGUGGUUCCACGAUCAGAUUAAAGAGCCCUCGCCCGCUCUGAAUAAAUCCCUGGUAUGGACGGAGGAGUAUGCCGAGGAGUGCGACUCUGGCGUUGUCGUACUCGACAAGUCGCGGCCCGACGUCUUCUUCGGGCUACUGCACACAGCAUGGCAGAACACGUACGACGUACGUGAGGAGGUCACCUACAAAAUAACAUACGGGGACAAAGAAUCAUGGUGGCUGGGCCUGGAGCUGGCAGGGGCCGCGUACAAGUUUGAAGAGCGCUACGGCUCCAUGCUGGGGUGGGAAACAAAAUCAGCGAGCGAAGACGGAAAGGAAACGGCUGAGGUGUGCAGCUUUGUCAUUGCACAUACCGACCCCAAGGGGAACCUGCUAUGGUUCAAUGGAAGCCUGCUGAAGAACAAGCUCAAAGAGCCGGAUGCUUACGAUGUACCCGACGCGUGGAUGAUGGAUGGCACAUGGAGAAAAGGGGCGACCAAGCAGGAUAUGAGCUGCAUGGUGGAUGCGCCCUCGAAGAGGCUCAGCAAAGAGGAGCAUCACAUUCUUCAAAGGAGUAUGGAAGAAGCGAUGGCGGUAGACGCACUCAUGAAGUCUGUCGUUGUAGCGUAG
This is a messenger RNA of Emericellopsis atlantica, 1431 nucleotides long. Its product is annotated as glycosyltransferase family 71 protein. The transcript has 2 exons. Gene Ontology annotation, cellular component: Golgi apparatus. Gene Ontology annotation, molecular function: alpha-1,3-mannosyltransferase activity. The coding region runs from base 1 to 1431 and encodes 476 amino acids. NCBI's taxonomy places the organism in Eukaryota, Fungi, Ascomycota, Sordariomycetes, Hypocreales, Bionectriaceae. The record is from RefSeq and is a predicted model, not a curated record. Gene Ontology annotation, biological process: protein O-linked glycosylation.